Molecule: messenger RNA, 1035 nt
Organism: Thlaspi arvense
Lineage: Eukaryota; Viridiplantae; Streptophyta; Magnoliopsida; Brassicales; Brassicaceae
Source: the annotation of a GenBank genome assembly
AAUAAGCCAAAAAUAAUAAAUCAGGAAGAAUCAUCACCUCCGUUUGUUCUUACUUCCGAUCAACAGUGUGAAGUAAAACAAAACCCUAAAGAAGAAUCCCCAAGCUACAGUGAUCCACAAACAAUUCCAUUUGCUGAUCUCUGUGAUCCCUUGCUGCUUCAGAAUGUCGAUUCCCGUAGUCACGCAUGUCUCCGCCGUGAUACUCAAUUUCACGGCGCUCGGAACCUGCCCGAGCGGCGAGUUGUCGAAUAUCUGAAUCCCCCGGACGAAACAUUUCGUCGGAUCUUCGAAUUCGUUCUGCAGAACCCCUUCGUACGGGUACUUCACCAGGGAGAGGUAGUGGAACCAGAUCCAGUAGAGAGGGAUUCUCUCUCGGGAGAUGAAGAAUCCGGAGAAGAGGAGGAAGUAGGCGAGGAUCGCUACGACGACGGAGCUUCCGGCCCAAAACGAGGCCAGGAUCGUGAGGAAGAAGAAGAGGAAACCACUGGCUCCGCCGGCGAGACCAACGGCCCAGAAUGUGGUGGCUGCGAAGCUGGCGGCGAGGAAGAUGAGGGAAGGGAUCGAGAUUAUGGACUGGGAGAGGACGUAGGACGAUCUCCGAAAGUGGUGGACAUUGCGAAUGCGAAGAACCCUAGACGUUCUUGGGCUCCUUUUGGGGAACUGUCUAGCUUCGUGAACAUUGUGGCUAAGAUGAUUCCGGUGACCAUUACAGCUCCUACACGCAUCCCGAAAAGCUCCGGCUGCCUCCUGGAGUUCAGUAUAGAACGUUUUCCGAUCACAAUCAUUUCGAUCCAGAAAGGAUUUGCGAAAGUUUGGAAGGAGGAUGUUAGGUUUGAGGAGUUGUUUGUUGCUCCGGAGACGAGCUUCCCUCUAGAGAUACUAGCGCUUGAUGCCUGCUUUGCUCGCCAUUGCUUGUGGAACUCGACAAGCGUCUUGGUUCCCGCUGCCGAGUUCUCCAGCUCCCGGAUAAGGUCGAGCGCGAACUCUGUUUUGUGCUCGUUUUCAGGAAUCGGGCGUUCGAAUUCUAAAAAGAAC